UUGACGUUUCUUUGACAACAAUCGGCAUGCGUCCUGCAAACAUCGCGCUCAGUUCAAUAAAUGAUUUUAUAUUUUCCUAAUUUAAAACAAAUAUGGAAUUACUUCGUACAGAAGAUUUCUACAUUUUUGUUAAAGGUGAAAAUUCGUUAUGGUGGGAUAGACAAACGGGAAUAUUUGUACCAAAAUCAGGAUGGGAGCUAACAAGUGCAGAGGAUCCUGUAUGUUUAGGUAUAUGUUACGGAAUAAUUGGUAAAGUCGAAUACACCACAGUUUUCGAUCCACGAUUGCUCAUUGUCAAGGAAUGUACACCAGUUGGAAAGAUUCACGGACAGCACAUUGUGUACAAAAUAAAAUCUAUCGGUUUUUUGCAGUUGGGUGCCGAACAUGCCGAUUUACAACUGAAACAGUGUUCAAAGCACAAAUCAUUGGCAUUAAAGAAAACAAACUUAAAUACCGGCUUAUUUGACAUUCAACGGAAUACGGCAUUCACAAAAACAUGGGGUACAUUGAAAAGUGCGGGGAACAGUAUUAAAAACACAACUCAACAAGCAGCGGCGAUAGCAACCGGAACUCCUAAAAGACGCGAUUUUAAAGAUAAGGAAAAAAUUGAAAAACGUAUCAUUGAGGAAUUUCACAAGAUCUUCACCGACACAGACUCCUUUUAUUUCUGUCCCACAUGUGAUAUUACAAACUCCUUGCAACGGCUAUGCAAUAAUGAAAAAAAGACAGGAUUUAAGGAAGCUCCCAUAUGGAAGAUGGUGGAUGAUCGGUUUUUUUGGAAUAAGCACAUGCUCAAAGACCUAAUCGAGUCAAAAAAUCCUUUAAAUGAUCCAUGGAUUUUGCCAAUCAUCCAAGGAUACGUACAAAUUGAAGAUUGUCGGGUGGAAAUGGGCAAUGAUUAUCAAGGAGUAACUACUAGUCCGAAAUUUGAGAUUUUCACUUUGAGUAUUAUUUCAAGGAGGAGCAGAUUUCGAGCAGGCACAAGGUAUAAAAGAAGAGGCGUCGAUGAUAACGGUGAAUGCGCUAAUUAUGUGGAAACCGAACAGAUGAUAACGUAUCAUCACCACCAAGUGUCGUUUGUGCAAGUGCGUGGCUCCGUGCCCGUGUAUUGGUCACAGCCGGGUUACAAGUACAGGCCACCUCCUAGAAUUGACAAAGGUGAAGUAGAGACGCAAGCAGUAUUUGUAAAACACUUCAAUAAAGAAAUGAUAUUAUAUGGGCCAAUAUGUAUUAUUAAUUUAAUAGAACAAACGGGUAAAGAGAAGGUGAUUUGGGAUGCAUACUCCAAUCACAUUUUUCAGUUUAAUAGCCCUCACAUUACUUAUUGCACGUUUGACUUUCACGAAUACUGUAGAGGGAUGCAUUUUGAAAACGUAUCAAUUUUAAUUAACAGCAUUGCCGACAUUAUUAGGGACAUGAAUUACUGUUGGAGGGACAAGCAGGGACAUAUUUGUUCGCAAGUCGGCAUAUUUCGUGUGAACUGUAUCGAUUGCUUGGAUCGUACAAAUGUGGUUCAGACCGCUUUGGGCAAAGCAGUUAUGGAAAUACAAUUUACAAAGUUAGGAUUAAUUUCUCCCGAGGGUGGUAUGCCGGAAAAUAUUAAAAAGACAUUUCAAUUACUUUGGGCUAAUAAUGGAGACAUCAUAAGCAAACAGUAUGCUGGAACAAACGCGUUGAAGGGCGAUUAUACAAGAACCGGUGAACGAAAGUUUACCGGAAUUAUGAAGGAUGGUGUAAAUUCUGCUAAUAGAUACUACAAACAACACUUUAAGGACUCCAUACGGCAGUGUUGUCUAGAUAUAAUGUUAGGUUGUGAAGUCGCUCAAGCUGAACUUGACGACUUUUGGUUAUAUGUACGUGUUAUUCGUAACAUAGCAAGAGAAUAUAUGCCUGACGCCCCUCCAACCUACAUACCACAUGUAGCUCUUGGACCCGAAUUUGAACUUGGGAAUGCUUUGUAUUACAUGUCUAGAUACUACCUAAGUCGUUUCAAGGAUUCAACUCGCCAGGGUACUGUUGAUUUAAUGUUAGGAAACUGCGUAUCCGAAGACAUAUUUUCAGACAACAAGGCUCAGCAAGAAGAGGAAGACAGCGCAGCGACCGCUGAACAUGUUAAGCUUCUGAUUGAAGAUUGCAAAAAAAUGUUGAUCAACAAUCCCGAGUUUGUAGUAGGUGCUUGGGGUCUUAUUAAUGCCGAUCCUUAUACAGGUGAUCCAAAUGAAAGCGACAUGGAUUCAAUUUUAAUCUUAACCAGGGAGUCUUACUUCGUUGCGGAUUACGACGACGAACUCGAUAAAAUUACCAAAUACCAAAGAGUGUUGCUGUCAGAUAUUACUUUACUCGAAUGUGGCAUACCAGAUACUGUGUCACUGUUUAAGACAUCAAGGCCGCACCACUGCAUUAGGGUUAAUUAUAAAGUCAACGAACUUGAUGGGUAUUACCACAUGUUUCGUUCGACUAACCUGCGCUUUUUCAACAACAUGGCGAUCGCUAUCAAGAGUGAGGAGGAGGGCAUAGAAUCUCUCAAGUCGAUAUGCGAAGCGUUUCAGAUUAGUGUAGAUAUAGCGGGCUUACAACCAAUACCUUUCAAACAGGGGCACAAGCUCGAUAAAAGAAAAUCGAGGGUUGUUAAUAUUGGAAACGCUAGCAGUAAUAUUUACUUGGACGUAGUUGGUCUGCCUAAUCUAACCAGAAAUGUAUCGGAGUCACAGCUGAUUGCGCUAAAGAGUGCAGGUUCCAAGGCUCUUUCUAACGUAACUCAGCAAUUUUCCAAACUAAAUAAAUUAAGUUCUCCAUUUAUACCAAAGAAAAAACGCACAGCCAAAUUUUUGGUUGGCAAAGGCGUUAAUGGCGAAUCUUCAACUGAUUCUGAAGAGGAGUAUGAGAAUUCAAUCUUUCAGCCAAAUACAUCUGUCGAAUCCGCCUCUCUGCAAUACUCAACGGACAAUAGUGUAAAUAGUAUAGGUAACAAUUCAUUUAUUGAACAAGGAAUUGAACUGACAGAAGAUUCAACGUUAUUUGAUAAUAAAGUUGAUGCGUUCUUACCUAGUGUGGGUAUAGUGAUGGGUUCUGCGGAUACGUCGGAAACAGUUCUUCUUGAUCCUCAGUCACAUAUCGGAGAGCAAUCUAAUGUUGAUAACGUUCGAUUGUCUAGUAUUGUCGAUUCGGUUUCAAUAAAAAAUUCCGCGCCCGAAAUACAAGUAAACGAAGACGACUCGAAACAGAACCAGCAAACGAAACUUCGUCUCAACCGCAAACUGAGCCGGUCCUCUAGCGACAUCGAUAAAUCUGGCGAAAGCAAGCUCGAGCUUGACUUGGCGCCGAAUUUAAUUUUUAUCGCGGGCGAACGUCUCUCGGACAAGAGGUCCAAUUCCGAAAAGAACAUCGCGCUAAAUAUCGCGCAGUCGCAGAGCGAAUCCGCCCUAAAAAAUAAGCUUGCAAAUCUCACUAGUCCCGUGGCUAUCGCGACCAAAGAUCUAGUUCUAAAUCCGUUCUCGAAAUUCGCGAAGGGCGUUCAAAAUUUAGGUUCCAAUCUCGAUCCGCGCAAGUUCGGUACUAGCGGCGUUAGGCAGGUUUCGGAACGUGAACUUGAGGAACAUAGGCAGAUGCAGGAAAGGUGGCGACACUCUAAUACUAGGUUAAUUGCUUUAUGAAUUUUUAAAUUAUCUACUUAUUUAUUUUGAUGUGAUUUUAAAAGUUUUAUCUAGGAUUAGGAAACGCAUAUCAUUGCCUUUCAUAUAGCUUUAACUGUUUUACUUAUUUAUCACGAUUUUCAAUUCUUUACCAAAGUUUUAGAUACCUAUACAUAAUUGUACCAAAUUUACUUUUAGUAUUUUGUCAUAGGUAGUGGAUCGCACUGUGUAGGAACGGGCAAUAAGUUCCUCAGUGCCUUAUUUAUUAUUAACACACAAUUUGCAAAAAGCCAUACUUUUUGAUUGUACAUUUUGAAACUUUUUGGUAGGUAUUUGAUUGCUAUGAUGGCUCCAACUGUACUUUUUAACUCCAACUUAGGACAGUGCUGGCAUAUCAGACACCUACUAGUGGUUUACCUUUGUAUUGUUUUUUUCCCCCUCACUUUGCCUUCGAUGGUCGAGCUGAUAUUUCUAAAAGGCGAAUUUUUCUAUGCAUUUAAAGUGCUGCGAUCCAUAAGGGACAGGAAAAUCAACCUCCCUUAGCGUGUGGCGAACGCAUGACAUUUUUAUUGAAGGUUUUUCGUACCUGCGCAUAUGCUCCGCUCCAAGCUGGUGGGUGAAAUCUGUAAAUUUUACAAUUUCUUUUUUAUAGUACAUGCCUUCCAAGCUAUGCAAAUUUUCUAUGUAUCUGGCUGCAGUUCUACUUGCAAGCUUAAAUUUACAUUUAAAAGUGGGAGUAGACUCAUAGGCAUAAAAAAUACCGGAUACUUUUUUAUCCCAGUCUUAAGGCAUUUGAUUGGCCACAUUUUGGGUGUGUCUAUAUCCGAUAGGAUAUUGUCAAAGGUAGUAACCAAUCACGUUUUUUAACACCAGGAUUAGGAUUCAAUCUACAUCCAAUUGGUUUGCACUGAUGGUGUUUCUUCUAUGGUAUUCGUGGCUAGUUGCUGCAAGUUGCAAUACUUUGCCACCAGAACCAUGAUCCAAAGCAGUUAAAACAGUUUUGUUUUUAGCUUAUGACUCAAAAGCAUUCAUCCUAUGGUUAAAAACCACUUGUCUCUUUGAAGGCUGACAGAAUUACUAGCAAUUUUGCUCUCACAAAAAAUAUUUUUCAAUGGAUCUCGAAUUAUCUGUUUCUAAACUUUGUACUCCAUGGACUGCAAACGGUUUUUUUAAAAGGGUCCAUGGUGCCUAAGAAAAACUGGCAUUAAUUAAUCAGAAUUGAUCUAUGACAAUGUCCCAAGCUUACUGUUGAGCUUUCAGUUUAACAAAAAUUAUUAAUUCUAUCUAUAGAAUGAUUGGAGGGUUUGUUUUUAUGACAUAUUAUUAAUUUAGUUAUUUUGGUAUUCUUCUUGAGGUGUGGAAAUUCCGUCCGAUAUUUUAAGAAAUGUCAAGGACAAAUCGCUUUUGUGAAGGCACUUGAAGGUAUUAGUCUGUUCCGAAAUCUCGUAACUGCUGCGAUCCUGAGCCAUGACGUCGUGCCCGGACAUUAAUUAACUCUCGCUUAAUCGUUUUAAACUUUCGAUAUUGUGCAAUUUAUAGCAUUAUAAGUAAAUGUUUAGGUUUCAUGUAAUUUUAAAAUACUUCGUACCUUGUAGCAUUACAAUUUUCUUAAUACAACAUUACAGUUACAAGAUGAAGGUAAACGACGGUUGCUCAUUUAUAUUAUGGAAUGUGAAUUUAUUUUUUUUAGGGUAAAUGUAAGUAGUUGUGCUUCCCAUUGUACUUAAGUGUUAAAUCAAUACUAAUUAUUUUAAUAAAUGUACAGGGUAAAUCACAUAGAUUUGUGCUUUUUAGGAAGAAAAGGAGUGCAUUUUAAAAUUAUUGUCAGUGAUAGUGUGAUGAAGACCUACAAACCACAAAUCUCAUGUUAUUUUUUGCACACGUUAGUUACAUGCAAUGUGUAUUUGGUAAUCAGUAUUGGAAAGAAGUUAGUGCUACUAGCUGUAGCAGUAACAUAGACGAGGUGGUUGUUUAAUAGAUGAAUAAAGCAAAUGUUUUCUUGCACAUGAUUACUGUUUCAACAGAGUAGCUUCACAGAUUUGAUGGUAUGCUGAUUAUUGCUGAACCAUGACAGGUUGUAACUAUAGCUAAUCUACCCAAUGUAAUUGAUAGAAAAUGCUAGUACUUCCACUUUUCGUACACAUAAGCAUCAUCACUUUAUAGGGAAUUGUAAAGAUUCUAAAAAUUCCUUAUUGUUAACGUAAUGUAUUUUUUUUUCAAAAAAUGACAACUAAAGCUUUAAAAACCAUAAAUAGGCUUCUAGACGACAUGUGAUACACGCAUUACUGUUAUCCUAGAAAUUUUAAUUAAUAGGUACCAAUUGUAUUGUGAUCUUAUUUCGUGUAUGCUCUUUAUAGUAUUUAUUGUUUGUUUUUGUAUUGUUAUGCAUUUAAACUGCAGUUUUUUAUAUUGAUUGUAAACUAUGUAUAGUAAUACAUAAGAACACAAGUUAAAAAAUGCAACAAUUGUCAAUUAUAAAAACUACAUUCCUAAAAGUAAGUAAGGUAGAUGUAGGAGUUUAACUAGAAAUCUGUUGAUAGGUCAGAAAACUUAUUGGUUGUGAUUUAAAUGAUGUUGGUUGUAUUUGUUUUUAUUGUGUAGGCUAUCAUUUAGUGUAGAGUCGUCUGCGCUUGCACUUCCAAAGUUAGUUACCGUAAAGUAAGUAAUUGUAAAAUGUUAGAAACGCCCAUCAGUAUAAUUUUAUUAGUGUUAUUUAUACUCCAAUAAUAUACAACAACGAAUAUAGCUUUUAUUUAUUACUACGGCAUUAGAGAAAUAAAGUGAGAUAAUAAACAA
Messenger RNA from Photinus pyralis (common eastern firefly), 6428 nucleotides. RefSeq names its product phosphatidylinositide phosphatase SAC2 (gene sp3). The transcript is spliced from 13 exons. Gene Ontology annotation, molecular function: phosphatidylinositol-4-phosphate phosphatase activity. Gene Ontology annotation, cellular component: early endosome; clathrin-coated endocytic vesicle. Gene Ontology annotation, biological process: phosphatidylinositol dephosphorylation; regulation of endocytic recycling. The coding region runs from base 93 to 3653 and encodes 1186 amino acids. The record is from RefSeq and is a predicted model, not a curated record. NCBI's taxonomy places the organism in Eukaryota, Metazoa, Arthropoda, Insecta, Coleoptera, Lampyridae.